GCCUGUGGGUGGACGGUAGUUCGGUACUAUGAAAGAUCAUUAAAGAAUAGAGUUUGCUUAUUAUUUCGAUUUCCAAGAUAUGUUACGAUAAUUAAAUUUAUCACAUAAAAUUUGGAAUUUAAAUGUGUGGUUUUAUCGGUGAAACAUAUUUUAUUCUUGUACACAACGAUGAAAAAGUACCGUAAUCUCCAUUCUACAACAUGGCGAUGUCUAUCGUGAUUUUGAAGUGAUUAUGUGACAAACAUACAAAUUCAUAAUUUUAAAUAAUCAGUACAACAGAAUAUUCUAAGUUUUAUUGUCAAUAUAUACUAAAAAUGGAGACAAUAGUUAAAAUUGAACGGGAAGAUGAACCAGAAGAUAACAUAGACACAGAAACCUCAGUCGCUAUUAAAACGGAACCCGAUGAUGACACUGAAAUAAAUGUGUCUUCGGAUUGUAAGAUACCAGAAACCCUAAUUAGUAAUGAUGAGUCUGGCGACAAGAAGUCAUCUAAACCAAUUAAAAUGGAGUCUGUACUGAAUGUUGAAUGUGUAAUAGCCGAAGAUAAAAAACUAGAUAAAGGAUCAACAUCGGAAUCCGCAAAAAAGAAAAAGAACAGGAACCCUAUAAUUCAAAGAAGAAAAAAAAUAUUGAUAUCAGAUGAUGAGUGGGAACCUGAGAAGAAAGAAACAUCAGAACAAAGUGGCUCACAGAAAGUAAAUGACUAUGCAUACAGUGCACUCAGUCAGAUAGAGAUAGUGACAAUAACAGAAGAGGAGAGACAGAUAGAGUUCCAAGAGUUGUAUGAAUCCCGAAAACAUAUGAAUCAUAUUUGUGAUAAGUGUGCUAUCGGCUAUGUUAUCAAGGAGGCAUAUGAUAUGCAUAUGAAGAUGCAUUCUCCGGAGUCCGGGUCUUACGUGUGCUCGCUAUGUGACACGUACCUAAAGACGGAAGAAACGCUGCACCGUCACAAACUGCGUCAUUACCGCCGCUACCGUUGCAUGGUGUGCGGAGUGCGCUACAAGGACCGUGACGCGUGCGCAGGACACGUGUCGUUCUCGCACGCCGGCACAACCUUCCGCUGCGACCAGUGCACCUCAGAAUUCAAACGUCCGCAAUACUUGAAGCGGCACAUAGAACAGAUGCACCUGAAGGCCAACCCGAUGGAGUGUCCUGUCUGCCACCAGGUGUUCUAUGAGAGUGGAUGGUUCCGAAACCACGUGAGGAAGCACAACAAAGAAGUGCAAGAGUCGAAGCAAGCGUCGUGUCCGGUGUGCCACCGUCACUUCAAACACAAGUCGUACCUGCGCCAACACCUGCUGGUGCACCGAGCCGCUCGGGACGUGACCUGCCCGGAGUGCUCCGAGGUCUUCAUCAACUCGCAUCUCCUCGACCUGCACUACGAGGAGGCGCACAAGGACAACUUUGUCGUACAUCCGGAGGUGGAGCAACGUUGCCAACACUGUCAGAGAACAUUCGAGACUCGUGCCAACCUGCACCGACACAUGCAGAGGAUGCACACGGACGGCGCCAAACGGUACCAGUGCGAGCACUGCAAGCGCAUGUACUUCUCGAAGGGCGAGGUGCGCUCGCACAUCAUGUGGUCGCACCUGCAGCACGCGGGCGGACACCCGUGCACGUGCGGCCGCAUGUUCCGCACGCCCGUGCGCCUGCGGGAACACAUCGCCGUCAAACACCUGGGCGCCGUGCCGCCGCGCGACAAACACUGCCCUAUCUGCGACAAGGCCUUUGCGAACCAGCAAGUAUUGACACGACAUGUUAAGGGCCACAAGGGCGAGUUGUAUCCGUGUACGGAGUGCGGGCGCACCUUCCGUACGCAGUCAUACGUGAAGGUGCACUACCAGAUCGUGCACCUGCACAUGACGCGCUCCGAGAUACGACGGCAGCGCCGCAGGAAGCUGAUCAUGGUGCCCGACGCCGCGGAGGAGUCGCAGCAAGACUUCGACGAAGAGUUCCCGUGCGUUGAGUGUGGCAAGACAUUCAAGACGCAGUCUUACGUGAAGGUCCACUACAACAUGAAGCACCGCAACAUGUCGCGCGAGGAAGCCAAGCGGAGGAGCAAGGAGCUGAACGUGGCCGACGUGGUGGGGCCCCGCCUCGAGCAGGUGUUCGUCAAGACGGAGCCCCAGGAGGCCCUCGCAGUGCCCAUGUUCGAGACCUUCGUGGAUAUACAGAGGGAGUACUCUUAAUACUAUUGGACUAGGCUUGUGACUUUGUAGACUAGAAACUAAUAUAGUAUGUAAACGAUUUGUUUUUUUUAUAUAUAUGAAAAUAAGGGAUGAGACGUGCAAGAUGUUCAGCUGAUGGUAAUUGAUACAAUGCAGUGCCGCUCAGGAGUCUUGAAAAACCCAAAAAUUCUGAGCGGCACUACAAUUGCGUUCGUCACCUUGAGACAAAAGAUAUUAAGUCUCAUUUGCCCAGUUAAUUUCACUAGUUUGUUAUUUUAUUUUGUUUUCCCUCACUGCCGCUAUUAUACCGACCUUAUUUAUAACCACGUAGACUCGUAAUUAAUACAUAUAAUAUUCGCAAUAAAAAUAAUUCAGCCAACCGAAUCAAGAGAGUGGCCGUGGGAUACUGAAAUCUUAUUGGUAAGUUAAUAAUCACAAGAAAUCGUAAACAAUCGCUUCUGGCUACAGUGGAUUAAUAUAAGAUGUUUUCGUAAUUUAUUAGGUGUCUGUAGUUUAUAAGAUCGAUGGAUUAUUUAUACAACUUUUUGCUAAAAUAAAUGGCUGAUGUGGGGUUUGAUCCCGCACUCGUUUCGAAUCCCACAUAAUGUCUAAAUUUUGGUACAAAUAAAAGAAAUACACUAAGUAUGUCGGAAAAAUAAAAGAAAUGUGGCGUCUUUACAAUCAUCAUUUUUGUAGAUAAGCAUUUACAAAUCAUUUUGUAUUUGACGUGCUAUUGAGUAAAUGGGGUAAGAUAACCUUUUAUUAGCGCACAUACAGUUAAAGUGCCAAUAACUGUAUGUGCAAUUAAAAAAUUGUAUUUGAAAAUAAGGAAUCCCAUAGAUGAAUCUUGCUAUUGUUGAACAUAAAAUAUCUAUCAGUCCCUCUUAAAACAUGGUAAAACUAUAUUAAAAAUAAUAUGCAGAUUAGUAGAACAAUCAGUAUUUUGUGCUCUCCAUUAAUGGUUCCAAUUUUUUUAUUAAUCAUCUUAUGUUUUGAAUAUUUUACAAUAUCAAUGAUUCAAUGAUCAAUUUGAUAACAACAAAAUACAGUUCUGGAAAAGGCAUUCAAAACAAUUCCGACUCAACAAUUAAAAAAUUUUCGUUUAUUCAUUAUGUUGAUUAUACAAACAGACAUACACGGAGAAAUCUCCAAGUUAUUGUCCAAUAUAAUAGAACUAUGAAUGAUUGUUAGUAAAAAAUAAAUAUAAAAUUCAACCAGGUGAUGGUAUAGGAAAAAUAUCUUAGACAUACAUACAAUGUAAAGAAAGGGGAUGAGUAAGGUCUAGCUAUAGACUAUAACUAUAAUAUAGUUAUAUAUAAUAUAUAUAACUAUAACUCCAUAGUAUUUUGAAUUUUAAACUACUAACUAAUGCACACAUUGAUAUCAAAUUGGGUCACGUAUUAAGUGGCUGUUUACCGUUAGGUCGUCUUUACGAUACGUUAAUAAACGUUAGUGUGGUAAUAGUUACUUAUGCAACUGUUGUGUAAUAAGGGGUAUUAAAACGAAUGUGGAUUUAUAACUUUGAUAAUAGUAUCACAUGAGUCUUUUAAUACCUAAUUAUCAACAGUUGCAUACAAGACUUUAUCUACACCCAUAAUAUGAAUCCUCUUUAAAAGAUUCUGAAACAGUUAGCUUACUGCUAACAUUUAAACACCCAAUGUCCUAAUAACCAGUACAUCACCCAAACAAGUGUUGUAAUAUUGUGCUGAAUUUCAUUACAACACUCGUUUGGAUGAUGUAAUGGUAAUUAAGACAUUGGGUGUUUUAAGGUGCAAAUAGUUAACUGUUUUAGAAUCUUUAAUUGUGGAUUUAAAGCAUGGGUGUAGAUAUAAAACAUAAAUCUUCGUUUCUCUUCUUCGAGUUUCUUAAUGAAACCACAGUUUGGGAUUGGAGCAACCACCCUCUUAAUAAAUUAUUAAAAAAGGCCACUCUGUUACUUGCUCUUUCCGUUCUUCUCAGGUCUGAGGCAUUUUUUUUCGAAUGGAGGGUAGUUUUUUACUUUCAAUGUGUGAUAUAUCCUAUUUUGGAUAAAAUAUUUGAAUUUGAGCUAUAUUCUGAGACUAUGGGUUCACCAUUUAUUUGUCUCGUAGUUUUUCUGAAUUGGGUAUAUCUUGCUUUUGGACAUUAAAAAUCGACGUUUUAACUAUUUUUUUUACGAGUAGAAGACACAAAAAAAUUGAUAGCACCAGUUUAUUUAUGAUUCUACCGAGAUUUUUUGAUUUCUCUUCUUCCUUGAAUAGCGCCCUCCACCAAACUGCUAACAGUCUUAUUUAAACAAGACCGAACCUUUUGUUUUAGCUGUACUUAUUAGGAACCACUUUUUUUGAUGUUGACUUACAAAAAAAAUAUCAGACAAAAUGAAAUAUUUAAUCUAUUUCCAAUAAAUUAUUUGUCUUGGGUCUCAGGAGUAACCUUAAGUAUGUUUUUUUUAGUGGAACGAGGGUUUUUUUGAAGAUUCAACAUGACUGAUGGAUAACAACAAACAUGAUUCAUGAGCAAGCCAAGUAGGUCAUUACCUAAGAUUGUUUUGAUUCAAACUCAAAUAUUUUUUAUCCAAAAUGGGAUAUGUAAUCACUUAUUGAAAGUCAACAAAUACCACCCAUUUGAAAACAUAUGCAGACCUGAGAAGAACAGGCACAAGAAACUCAGUGGGAUUUUUUUUUUCAUAAAAAUAUCAAUAAUAAAAUUUACUAUUCAAUAGCCUGAGGGUCUUCGCUCCACUCCCAAUCUGUGUUAUCAUUAAGAAAGUCAUAUGUUAUAGUACGGUGGACCUUUACCACACAAACAUUUUUUAACAAUUCUUUUGACUUUCGUACAACAUUUGUUGUAAAAGCAUAUUAUACCUACAUUAGGCUGAUACCUGUCAAAAAUGAAGUAGGUACUGUUUGAGUAAAAUUAUUGAGUACAAUAGUUUUGUACUCAAUAAUUUUACUCUAAAUAAAACUCUUCGUAGUCUGUUUUAGUAGUAUGGGUAUCAUAAAUUUAAGUAAUCUAUACUGUUUUCAUGACUUAAAACAUGUAUGGCAGUGAUAACUUAUCGACCUGCUCCUUCACCUUCCAUACAAUAAUCUUGCCUGUAUUAUAAUAUUGAUAGAUAUAUGUGGGUAUUAUUAUAAACUAUAUAAUUUCUUGUGGACGGACACCCUUUGAAUUUUAGUUGUUUAUUGAUGAAAUGAUCUCGAGAUUUAACCCAUAGCUGUAAUUAAAUUAUUCUUAACUAAAUAAAUAAUAAUGUAUCUUUAGUGUUAAAUUUUAUGUAUAUUGUGUAAUUGAAAUAAGGUUUUACCAUAUUGUGUUGUCUUAGUUCUUAAUAAAUAAAAUAUUUGUAUGUAGACAAUUUUAGAUGUAAGUUCUGCUACUGAAUUUUUAACUAAGCUAAUGAAUUGUUGAUUUACACUGCUUGUUUUUUUUAUUUAAAGGUAAGAAAAGCUAUAGUCUUAUCUUAAUUUAAAUAAAAACAUGAAAUAAUAUUCUUGAAUGAGCACUAUACAUGUUUGUAUAAACAAGCUUAUGAAAUAUGAUAAAAUAAAUAAUAUAA
Molecule: messenger RNA, 5706 nt
Organism: Leptidea sinapis
Lineage: Eukaryota; Metazoa; Arthropoda; Insecta; Lepidoptera; Pieridae
Product: zinc finger protein 888-like
Exons: 13
Coding region: 315-2189 (624 amino acids)
Biological process (GO): regulation of DNA-templated transcription
Molecular function (GO): RNA polymerase II cis-regulatory region sequence-specific DNA binding; DNA-binding transcription factor activity, RNA polymerase II-specific
Source: RefSeq, a predicted model, not a curated record